AUGAAGGACUUUUUCAACUGCACAGUCACUGCAGGCCUCGCUGAUCUACCGUACUGCGGCAACUCCUUCACUUGGUCAAACAACCAAGGAACUUCAGUGAUCUCUAAGAAACUUGAUAGAACCCUCGUCAAUGAUGAGUGGCUCCAUCAGUUUCCAAAUUCACUUGGUGUCUUUGGGGACCCUGGCAUAUCUGAUCACAGCCCGUGUUGCGUCUAUCUUGAUACCACCGUACCCAGAAAGAAGCUUCCAUUUAAGUUCUUUACUAUGCUAAAUGAUAAUCCGGAGUUUGGAAUCAUUAUCUCCGAGUGCUGGAACUCUCUGAAUUUUGAGGGAACAAUGAUGUUCAAGGUCUCUAGGAAGCUAAAGGAGUUGAAGAGUAUCAUUAGAUCGUUUAGCAAGGAAAAUUAUUCAGGGAUAGAGAAGAGAGUCUUGGAAGCUUUCGAGAGUCUUACUGAAUGUCAGAGGACUCUACUCUCUUCCCUUACUCCUCAGGCGGGUAUUGAUGAGAGGUUAGCUUUUGAAAAAUGGUAUGUUCUUGCUAAGGCUGAGGAGUCUUUCUUCUUCCAGAAAUAUCGUGUUACUUGGAUUGAUAAAGGAGACUCCAAUACCACCUUCUACCAUCGGCAACUAAGAACAAGAACAUCUCAAAACCAGAUUAUAUUCCUCAACGAUGAUCAAGGAAAUAUAUUAAGUACCAGAGAGGAUAUCAUGAGCCAUGUUGUUGCCUAUUACGAGACGUUGCUUGGAGGAACCCCUUCUAUAACUCCUUCUACUACUGCUGACCUCUCUAGUCUUCUCCAGUUUCGCUGCUCUGAGAAUAUUGUGACUUCCCUCCAAGCGCCCGUCACUGCAUUGAAUAUUCAGGGUACCUUCUUCUCCCUUCCAAAGAACAAAGCGCCAGGACCAGAUGGCUACCCUGCAGAGUUUUUCACCACACACUGGAAGACUGUUGGAGAUGAUAUGAUCAAGGCGGUUCAGGAAUUCUUUGACUCAGGUAGGCUGCUGCAGCAAUGGAACUCUACAAUUAUUACCCUCAUCCCGAAGAAGCAGAAUGCAACUGAAGAAAGUGCUCCCUUCGGUGAUCUCCAACACACAGUCAGCGUUUAUCCCAGGAAGCUACUUGUCGAGAAUGUUCUUAUGGCUACGGAGUUGGUUAAUGGGUAUAACUGGAAGAACAUCACCAAGCGAUCCUUGCUUAAAGUCGAUCUGAAGAAAGCUUUUGAUUCCUUAAAUUGGAGCUUCAUCCUACUCGUCCUUCGUGUCUUGGGUUUCCCUGAAUCCUUUGUCAGCCUCAUCUCAGAAUGUAUCACCACCACGAGGUUCUCAGUUGCGGUAAAUGGUGAGCUUGGUGGUUAUUUCAAAGGCGCUCGAGGGUUAAGGCAAGGGGAUCCUCUCUCGCCAUAUCUAUUUGUCCUUGCCAUGGAAGUCUUUGCUCAAAUGCUUAAUAGGAAUUUCGACGAAGCUACCAUUGGAUACCACCCUCAAGCGUCUGAUCCUUCAGUCACUCACCCCGCUUUUGCUGAUGAUAUCAUGGUGUUCUUCGACGGACAGUACGGGUCUCUCCAGCAAAUCACUUGGACUCUAGACAGUUUCUCUACCUGGUCUGGCCUGACAAUGAAUCGUGAUAAGACUGAGCUAUUUGUGGCUGGAAUGAGCCAGACGGAAGUUACAGACAUGACAAGCCUAGGCUUCUCUCUUGGCUCACUCCCUGUUCGCUACUUGGGGCUUCCGCUAAUGCAUCGCAAGUUGCGCAUAUGCGACUAUAGACCUCUAUUGGAUCAACUCAAAAGGCGCUGCUCAUCAUGGUCCUCAAGAGCUCUCUCCUAUGCAGGACGUAAGCUGUUACUUUCCACUAUCAUUUUCGGUACUUUAAACUUUUGGUUCUCCUCUUUCAUCCUACCAAAAGGCUGUAUCAAAGCUAUUGAGUCCAUUUGCUCAAGGUUUCUUUGGAAUGAAAACAUCACCAACAGAGCAGCUGCUAAGCUAUCAUGGAAAACAGUUUGCCUACCUCGCUCUGAGGGUGGCUUAGGACUCCGAGACCUGCAUACUUGGAAUAAGACUUUGUCGUUAAAGCUUGUAUGGCUGUUGCACUCUGAAUCCGAGUCUCUUUGGGCGAAAUGGACCAAGACGCACCGGCUUAAAGGGGCCAGCCUUUGGAGUAUGGAUGAGAAGAAACAAUGUUCUUGGAUCUGGUCUUCUAUAUUGAAGCUUAGAUCAAUGGCUGAACAAUUUCUAAGAUGUGAAAUAGGAAAUGGUGCGUUGGCGUUCUUUUGGUUUGACUAUUGGCAAUCUUUAGGACCGCUGAUUGAUUUCUUUGGAAGUGAUGGACCUGCCAACAUAGGCGUCCCUCUCUCCGCCAGAGUAAAGGAGUGUUGCACAUCUACUGGCUGGUCUCUAAGACCUGCAGGAUCUCCUAUAGAAGAGCAACUGCAAACCCUACUUUGUUCUAUCACUUUGCCAUCGUCAACAGACCGUCAUGACGUCUUCAAAUGGUAUGUGAAUGACAAAUACCUUGACUCCUUCUCGACGAGUAAAACUUGGGAAGUAGUUAGACCUCGUGGAACUAGAGUGGAUUGGGAGUCUGUUGUCUGGUUCAGUGGGCAUAUACCAAAGCAUGCUUUCAACAUGUGGGUUGCUAACUAUGAUCGACUACCAACCCGUUGUCGCCUUGCUGCUUGGGAUACAAGCAUUGUCAAAACGUGUCUGCUAUGCGGACACUGUGACGAAAGCAGAGACCACCUUUUCCUAAGGUGCUCUUUCAGUAAACAGAUAUGGAAGGAGAUUACCAUAUGCCUCGGCUACAGGCCGUUCUACUUCCACACAUGGACAGCUCUCAUUGCCUGGCUCGAUGCUGGAAACACAACGAGUCCUCUUAUUCUCCGUCGACUUGCUGCUCAGGCCACCAUAUACAGUAUUUGGAUCGAGCGCAACAACCGUCUCCACAAAGGUCUCACCUCCACUCCCCCUCGCCUCUGCAAAGACAUUGACAGACUUCUCCGGAACAUAAUUCUCGCAAGAAAGAACCGCAGCAAAUUCAAUGGCCUAAUGCAAGUAUGGCUCAUGCAUGCUGUCUAG
This is a messenger RNA of Brassica oleracea var. oleracea, 3075 nucleotides long. RefSeq lists its product as uncharacterized. NCBI's taxonomy places the organism in Eukaryota, Viridiplantae, Streptophyta, Magnoliopsida, Brassicales, Brassicaceae. The record is from RefSeq and is a predicted model, not a curated record. Bases 1 to 3075 code for a protein of 1024 amino acids. The transcript is spliced from 2 exons.